This is a messenger RNA of Papaver somniferum (opium poppy), 396 nucleotides long. RefSeq lists its product as uncharacterized. The transcript has a single exon. Lineage: Eukaryota; Viridiplantae; Streptophyta; Magnoliopsida; Ranunculales; Papaveraceae. The record is from RefSeq and is a predicted model, not a curated record. The coding region runs from base 1 to 396 and encodes 131 amino acids. Gene Ontology annotation, molecular function: nucleic acid binding; zinc ion binding.
AUGCCUGCACCUCGGUCAAACUUCAAUAAUCAGAAGAAUAGUUUUGCAACACAGCAUGAUUCUUCACAACCUUUUUGUCAUAAUUGCAAGAAAGCUAGUCACAUAGCAAGGAACUGCACUCUGCCACCUGCUGCAAUACCGCAAGAUACUCCUACCACACAGUGCAACUACUGCAAAGAAGUUGGGCAUUCUACCAGAAACUGUACAUCUCCAACCUCCAGGAAUAUGCGGAGAUUAAACGCUAACGGUACAACCAGGUUUAAUGGUUCAAGUAGAUUCUCUGCUACACCAGUUUUAUAUGCUGAAGCAUUACCAUCUGCACCAUCUCAAUCAAUAGUUCUGUCUGAUACAUCAUCACCUAGUCAUGACCAAUUGGUGGUCAUGACCAAUUGGUGA